GCGGGACUCGCGUCUCCACUCGCUGCCUCGCCCGCCGCGCCCCCAGCCCGGGAGCUGCUCCUCGAACUUCCUUUGGCCGCGCGGCCCGGGAACCCUGGCGGCUGGAAGGGCGCCAGGCGGCCGCCGCUGGGACCCUCCGGAGUCCUUCCCCGCGGCUCCCCGGGCGGCCGCCGCUCCUCCUCCUCGCCGCCCGCCCGCCCGUCGGUCCGUCCCGCCCGCCCGCCUCGCCGCUCCCCGGCGGGUAGGAGCCUCCCGGCUGCCCCCUCGGCGCCCCGCCGCGCCCGGACUUUUCUUUGUGUUGGAUGCGGACUGGCGCCCCGCGCCGACGGGGGCCGGACUGAGUGCCGCGCUCGCCUGCGCCGCCCGGCCCGGCCAUGCCCUUCCACCAGAGGACCGUGGAGCCCGCGCGGCUGCGCCAGCCGGAGGCGGCCGGGGCGGCGGGCGCGCCGCUCUUCCGCUCGCUGGAGCAGGUCAGCUCGCACGCCCUGGUCUGCCUGCUGGAGCAACUCGCCGACCUGUCGCGCUGCGCCGGGGACAUCUUCGGCGAGCUCGAGGGACAGGCGGCCGCCCUGGGCCGCCGUACCGCAGCGCUGUACCGCCGCCUCGACGCCCUGCACGCCGCCACCGCGCGCCUCGACCACCGCCGAGUGAAAAUCCCUGUUUCCAACCUAGAUGAGGAGAGUCGAUGGACAGUCCACUACACUGCUCCAUGGCACCAGCAGGAGAAUGUGUUCCUUCCCACCACAAGACCCCCCUGCGUAGAGGACCUGCACCGCCAAGCCAAGCUCAACCUCAAAUCAGUAUUGAGGGAAUGUGAUAAGCUGCGGCAGGAUGGCUACCGGAGUUCUCAGUACUACUCCCAGGGACCCACCUUUGCAGCGAACUCCAGUCCAUUCUGCGAUGAUUAUCAAGACGAGGAUGAAGAACCAGAUCCAAAGUGUUCUAUCUCUUCGUCGGAAGAGGAAAGACUUUCUACCAGGAGACCUAAAACGCCAACCUCAAGUGACUUCUCUGACUUUAAUACUCAAACCAACUGGACCAAAUCACUUCCCUUGCCAACACCGGAAGAGAAGAUGCGACAGCAGGCCCAAACAGUCCAGGCUGAUGUAGUUCCUAUUAACAUAACUGGGGAGAAUUUCGAUCGCCAGGCCAGCCUUCGGCGGUCUCUAAUUUACACAGACACUCUGGUAAGACGACCGAAGAAAGUCAAAAGGAGAAAGACUAUUACAGGAGUCCCUGACAGCAUACAGAAGGAGCUAGCUUCGGGGGGCACUGGCCAAGAUGAUGUCGGUGGCCACUCAGUGGACACCCCAGACCACUACUGUACGCUUGGAAGGCUCGAUGGCUAUAGAUCUGCUGGGCAGCGCUCAGAAACCAGGGAUUCCAGCUGUCAGACUGAGGAAGUGAAAAUCGUACCACCUUCGAUGAGAAGGAUCAGGGCGCAGAAGGGGCAAGGCAUUGCUGCCCAGAUGAGUCACUUCCCAGGCUCCUCUGGGAACAUGUCUGUGCUGAGCGACUCUGUGGGUGUCGUGUUCCCUUCUCGUCUCAACAGUGACACUGGUUUCCACAGUCUCCCCCGGUCUGGAGCGAGGACGAACGUUCAGUCCCUGGAGCCACGGCUGGGUGCCCUGCACCCUGCAGAAGACGCAGACGAAACUCUCGCCUACCAGAGGGGUCACCUGCAAGUAGACAAAGACUUCGGACAUCUAGGAGCUGCCCCAGGGACUGGAACACUUUUGAGGCCCAAAUCCCAGGAGCUGGGGUACUUGGAGGGUGAAAACGUAACAAGCCCGGCGUGCGUAGUCUCUCCUCACACGACCUACUCCACCAGUAUCAUCCCAAAUGCCGCACUCUCCUCCUCUUCAGAGGUUAUUGUGAUUCACACUGCUCAGAGCUUAGGGCAGCUGGACAGUAAAAUUACCAGUUCGUCUUCAUACACAAAGAUCAAAUCCAGAGACCACUUCCUCUCCAGGCAGAAAGAUGAUCAUCAUUCUCCCCGUGGUAACUGGACUGAGGGGCACCCCACCAUUUUUUCACAGGCCUCAGAUCCUCAUUCGUCCAGUGCAACCACUGUGCUGUCCCUCUGUGAUUCUGCGGUCUCUCUAAAUACGCCCGCAAAUCGGGAGAAUGGGUCCCAGGCCAUGGCCUAUAAUUGUAGAAACAACCUGAGCUUCCCGGUCCACCCCCAGGAUCUGAACAGCAAGAGUGAGUCCAGUCAUUCAGGAGGCAGGGGACACGGCGGCAGCGCGGAGCCCUGGGAAUACAGUGCCUCGGGUAGUGGGCGUGCGUCCCCACGGAAGCCACAUUUGGCAACUCCUGGUUACUCCACUCCUGUAGGUAACAUGAGCAGUGGCAGUUUGGACCAGACGUCCAACAAAGAUGAUGCCAGGGCCGUGUAUCCAGAGGACCACGAUGGCUACUACACUUCUCUGCGCACCAACUCUGGACACGGACCUGGGAAUGUUUGCAAUAGCAGCGAUGGCUUUGGGAAGCCGAGGCACAGCGUGGUCAAUAUUUUUGAUGGAAGAGCGCGGAAGAACCAAGGGGACCGGUCGAAUUGCCAAGACAAAAACCUUUCUCGAAACAUCUCUCUGAAGAAAGCGAAGAAGCCUCCCCUGCCACCCUCUCGGACAGACUCUCUGCGCAGGAUUCCCAAGAAGAGCGUCCAGUCGAACGGGCAGGUGUUGAACGAGAGCCUGAUCGCUUCGCUCCAGCACUCGCUGCAGCUGAAACUCCCGGGCAAGGGCGGCAGCUCGCCCUCCCAGAGCCCGUGCAGUGACUUCGAAGAGCCCUGGCUGCCUCGCUCCCGCAGCCAGAGCACAGUGAGCGCGGGCAGCAGCCUGACCUCCGCCACCACCCCCAACGUCUACGCCCUGGCCGGGGUCACACCGGCACAGAGCGACACGAGCAGCGUCAAGUCCGAGUACACAGACCCGUGGGGUUACUACAUUGACUACACGGGCGUGCAGGAGGACCCGGGGAACCCGGGCGGGGCGGGUCCAGCUGGCAGCGCAGCGUCGCCCGGAAACGGGCCAGGCCGCGAUCUCCCGGACGGGUCCAGGGCCGCGGUAGCCCCGGUGCCCGAUGGCGCAGUCAAACCAAAGAUCACAUCGCCGGAGAAGUCACACAGGGUCACUUCUCCAUCCAGUGGGUAUUCCAGCCAGUCGAACACACCCACGACUCUCACCCCUGUGCCUGUGUUUUUAAAGUCAGUGUCACCAGCCAAUGGGCGGGGGAAGCCCAAGCCCAAGGUGCCAGAAAGGAAGUCCUCUCUGGUAUCUUCAGUAUCCAUCUCCUCCUCGUCCACGUCUCUUUCCUCCAGCACUUCUACGGAAGGAAGCGGAACCAUGAAGAGGCUAGAUUCGGUGCUGGCUGCUCCCCUUGCUGCGCCUCCUCUGCCCCCUCUCCCAUCUCCCUGUCCCAGGGACAAGUCUCCUUUCCUCCCUCCUCCCCCUCCACCGGCAGAUUUCCCCGAGGGCUCGCCUCUGCCGGACUCUCCCCUCUUCCCCACUCCACCGCCAGAAGUUCUCACGCCCUUCUGUCCCCCCACCAACGCCUUCUUUCCUCCGACACCUACAGCACUCAGCCCCCGUCUUCUGCACUCAUCUGCCUCCCUGCCACCUCCACCACCUGCCUUCCCCCCCUCGGUGCCCCCGCCUGCCCCACCGCUUGACCCCAAAUUGAUGAAAGAUGCCAGGCCUUCUUUCAAAAAAGCUGGCCAGCCAGAGCCCUCCCGGGAGGCCUGCAGGCAGCCUUCCACCAAGGAGGAGGGCGGUAGACCCCCCAUGCCCCUGAUCACCACGGAGGCGUUGCAGAUGGUGCAGUUGCGGCCGGUGAGGAAGAACUCAGGAACCGAGGUAGCACAGUUACGUGAACAUGCAUCUCAGGAAAAACGAACUCCGGUUGUUCCCCAGUAUCAUGUAAAGCCAUCUGCUCUCGUGAAAUCCCGAAAUAGCAUAAAUGAAAUGGAGAGUGAAAGCCAGCCUGCCUCCGCGACAAGCUCGCUCCCGACUCCUGCCAAGAGCCCGACUCAGGGUCACCGGGACAGUGUAGCCGAGCGUGGCCUCCCGAGCCGCAGCCCGGGCCAUGCCGGGGAGGCAGAGGCCGGACCCGGGACCGCCCCGCCCCAUGAACCCCCCAGCCCGUCGCCCAGCAGGAAGCCCCCCCCUGUUUCCAAGAAGCCCAAACUGUUUCUGGUGGUGCCACCUCCGCAGAGAGAUUUCACGGCGGAGCCCGCAGAGAACGUGAGCAAAGCGUCGCCCAGCCCCACGAGAGGAGAGGCACAAGAGAAGUGUGCAGCCGGGGCUGGUUCCGAUGAGACCGACUCUGGCAGCUCGGUUCUUGCGGGAGGAGCUUCAAGAUCUGAGUCCCCGGGCAGAGUGGAAGCCAAUGUCCCCAUGGUGCAGCCUGAUGCCUCGCCAGCCCCCUCGCGGGAGGAGCCGGGCGCCGAGCGCUGUGCGGACGCCGGGGACAACGUGGAGAGCUGUUUGUCUCUGCAGGACCCAGGGCCUGGGGUACCGGAGGCUGACACAGCCGGUUCUUCCUCAGAGGCCUGUGACUUCUGUAAGGAAGAUGGGAGUGAUGAGGUGAUGACCCCCAGUAGACCCCGGACCACGGAAGACCUUUUUGCAGCUAUUCACAGGUCUAAGAGGAAAGUCCUUGGCCGUAAAGAUUCCGAUGAUGAUCACUCCCGAAACCAUUCUCCCUCCCCGCCAGUGACACCCACUGGUGCUGCCCCCAGCCUGGCCUCCCAGAAGCAAGUGGGAUCGAUUCAGAGAAGCAUACGGAAGACCAGCACCAGCAGUGACAACUUCAAAGCUCUGCUGCUGAAAAAAGGGAGUCGGUCGGACACCAGUGCCCGCAUGUCCGCAGCCGAGAUGCUCAAGAACACAGACCCCAGAUUCCAGAGGUCAAAGUCGGAGCCUUCGCCGGACACCCCCGAGAGCCCAUCAAGCUGCUCCCCGAGCAAGAACAGAAGGGCCCAGGAGGAGUGGGCCAAGAACGAAGGCUCGAUGCCGCGGAGUCUGUCCUUUUCUGGCCCCAGGUACGGCCGCAGCCGAACUCCGCCUUCCGCCGCCAGCAGCCGGUACAGCGUGCGGAACCGGAUCCAGAGCAGCCCCAUGACCGUCAUCUCAGAGGGCGAAGGGGAGGCCACGGAGCCCGUAGACAGCAGGGCUCUCCGGCCCCUGGGCGCUCUGAGGGGACGUUCGCUGGAAGCACUGGUGGGGGACGGAGUGGGUGAGGGCAGCCUGCUCUGUGCAGGGCAGCCCGCUGCCUCGCGGGGGGCGCAGGCUCCUGGCCCCACGGAGGGGCGGCCCAGCGCAGAGGGCACGGAUCCAUCAGAACAGCGUGGAGGUCCCCAGAGGGAAGAGAGCUAAGGGCAAGAACCUCCCAGGUGACAUGGGGAGAUGUGCAGCACAGCGCUCUGGGAAGCCUGACAGGUACCCUUCCCUGCCUUGUCCACGGAUCCCGCUCAGCAUCUGUGCUGUGGGCCCGGCACGGCCGGCCCCGCAGCGGAAAGGGAGGGCUAUUUAGGACUCACUUGGCACUUGCCCUGUGGCUUAAAAGCAAGUAGAAGCUUAACUUCUAAAAGUGCUUCCUGGGGAAGAUUUUUUUUUUUUCCUCUAAAUGCUGGGUGUGUGUGCAGGGAUGUGGAUGUGUGUGCAUUUGGAACACUUUUUAUGUUAAAAAAAAAAUACAGCAUGUACAGAAAUAGGAGAGACAGCGUUAAGCUAGGUAGAGUAAUGGAGCCUUCUGAGCGAGGUGGUAACUGCUUUAAAAGUGUUACGUUUAUGGAAAUUAAUGAGUUCCAGAAGGGAGAGGACCAUUACUUCUGAGAAAGAGGGGGUAGAUUUGCUGGUUCUGAGCGCACAGAACGGGUGGGGAUGUGCACAGGUGUGCUUUCAAGGGGGGCCAUGUAGUGGUUACCCCAAAAGUUGGUAAGGGGCUAAGUGACUCAUUGGUUCAGGUACUUUUUUCUGGGGAAAAAAGGCUUUGUUUCUUUUUUGUAAAAAUGACAGAUACGUGGACAUGGCAACGCUGUAACUCGGAGUCUGCUGCUGUGCAGCCACAGACACACAACUUCUAGCCUGGUUUGUAGAAAUGUAGGUAAUUUUUUAAUGACUUUCCUCCUUGAGCAGCAGCUGAGACCUCCUUGGAGAGCUGAAAUGACAGUGGCACAUACAGAGAGGGUAACAGAGAUGAGAAAGGGGAGAGGAGUAAGUGAUACACUGCUGGAAUUUGUUUCCUGCUUAUUAAAUGAAAUUAUUUUUCAGAAUUAAAUUUUAAAACUUGCACUACAGAACUGUGGGUGGAGCCUUUCCUUUUACAACUUUUUUUUUUUUUAAACCAGAGUUGAAACUUCCAGUUGGUGAUUUCUUAUCACUUGAAACGUCAACAUCUGCUAACUUUUGGAUAUCCUUUUGGUUACACCAAAGAAAACGUUAAUGCUAUUUUUCCUUGAACUGCCUGCCGUAUCGUGUCCUCACUUAGAAAGGUUUAUCAAAAUCUAUUCUAUAUUAUCUUACUUUGAAGAAAAUGCUGAAGAGCUCUUUUUGGUCAAAUAAACUGAUAAAAAUUGGCAGGCCUUGGCUCUUAAUUAGCCCUGGGAAAUGAAUUUUUAGAUUAAAAAGAUUUUUUGCAUCAUUUGGUUUGUGUGUUUUUAUAUUUUUUACAAAUAGUUGAGUUCACUAAUUACCUUCUAAUCUUCUCUGGUUAGAAUUUUAACACUUUUAGACAUGGAAGAAAAGUGUGUAAAGUAUUUAUUUUUAUGUGAUAUUCUUGUGACCACUUCCAACUGCCAUGUACAUAGACUCCUUUAUUUGUUGGUUAAAUAAAAUCAGUCUUGUCUUCAUCAGAAGGACUUAAGAUGAGAGGACUGAGAUUAUUAGCCUAAAUACAGUGCAGCUGCCAAUUUUCAUCUUUUUUGGUAUGAAAAUAUCAUCUAAAAGUUGGACUGCACAGGCCCAACCAUCACAAGGUUUAUACAGUAAAACAUUAGGUACCCAUUUUAGACACGGCUUUGAGACAAAAACAAACCUAAAGAAUUGAGACUCCUUCCAUCCUCUGAAGAAAACAAAACACGUCUUUUCACACAACAAGAAAUCAAGACCUGACAUUUGGCCAAGAGCAAAAGGACUUUCUACCACUUGGAGCAAAGCGUCUGCUACAUUGGGCGCAAGAAUCUUUUCUCCUAAAUUUUAGAAAAGUGGCAUUGGCUUUGGAAUAUGAAAUCUUUUCAUAGCUACCUAAAAAGGAUGAGAAUGUACGUGGAUAUCAGAAAACAAAUUUAAUAUAUAAAUCAUUUAUGUUGAAGGUAAGAUAAGCACCCUCAAAACUAAUUAUAAAGCUCUUUUUAAAAUUCCCAUUUUUAAAGGAAAAAUAUAUUAAGUUUUUUAAUUUGCUUUGAAUAAAACAAUUGUAAA
Molecule: messenger RNA, 7424 nt
Organism: Aethalodelphis obliquidens (Pacific white-sided dolphin)
Lineage: Eukaryota; Metazoa; Chordata; Mammalia; Artiodactyla; Delphinidae
Gene: NHSL1
Product: NHS like 1
Exons: 8
Coding region: 375-5378 (1667 amino acids)
Biological process (GO): cell differentiation
Source: RefSeq, a predicted model, not a curated record